Molecule: messenger RNA, 1281 nt
Organism: Rotaria sordida
Lineage: Eukaryota; Metazoa; Rotifera; Eurotatoria; Philodinida; Philodinidae
Source: the annotation of a GenBank genome assembly
AUGGAUCGAUCGAAUUUUUACAAUAUAAUUCAUUUAAGUUUAUCGUUUUUUCUUAUUCUUACACCUUUUGGUGUUACACAAAUAUUUCAAACAUCAUCAGAUCACGCUAAAGAUGGUGCAUUUGCACUAGCUAUUACAAGUCUGGUAUUUUGUUUAACUAAUUUAGUUCUAUCAUCAUAUAUAACUCGAUCAUUAGGUGUACGAUUAACAUUAAUUUUUUCGAGUGUGGCAUACGUGCCAUUUAUUGCCUCUAAUAUAAAAUAUAAUAGAUGGACAUUAUACAUAUCUGGAUUCUUAGUUGGUGUUGGUGCAGCUUUAUUAUGGACAGCUCAAGGUGUCUAUGUUACCAUCUCAACAAAUAAACAUGAACAAGUAAAUAAUCUAGUACCAUCAUCCACAAGGGGUUUAAUGAAUGGUACAUUUUUCGGUAUAUUUCAAUUACAUCAAAUUAUUGGAAAUUUGCUUGUCUCAUUUUUAUUUCAUAUAAAGCUUGAUGAAUGGAUCAUUUUUACAAUACUGACAAGUAUUUGUGGAUUAGGAACAUUCAGUUUAAUUUUUCUACGACCUGUAGAAAUACCAAAAGAUGGAAAGAAACAGUCGAUUCUAUCGAGUGUAUCAAUACUUUUCGAUAUUCGUUUUCUUUUUCUUAUUCCAACAAUGUGUUAUAGUGGAUUAUCUCAAGGGUUCAUUGCUGCUGCCGUACCUCCAUUGAUUGUUGAUAAAAGUUGGAAAUAUUUAAUAUUUGGUUUAUUUGGUACUGUUAGUGCUGUUAGUUAUGUCUUCUUUGGAAAUUUAAGUGAUUUAAUUGGUCGUCGUCUUGUUAUUUUUGCUAUUGGUGCACUUGCUCAUAUGACUAUUUUUGUACUUUUAUUAAUAGUAUGGGAACCACCAUUGGACCAAAAUAAUACUGAAAUAUUUCUUAUAUUGGUUAUUGGUUUAAGUAUAGGUGAUGCUAUAUUUGGGACAUUAUUAUAUUCUAUCAUAGGCACUUUCUAUGAAGAAUCACGGCUAGCAGAUGCUUUUGCAUGCUUAAAAGUAUUUCAAGCAGGCUCUACAGCGAUAGCAUUUGUUGAAGACGUAUAUGUUCCAUUUUCUAUACAAGUCUUAUGUCUAAUUAUUCUUUUGUCAUUAGCUUUUAUUACACUUAUUUAUGAACAUUAUGGUAUUAUAUCAUUAGAUACAGGCAAAACAAGAAUGUCAAUUCAAAAGGAAAAUAAAAAAGAAACUGAAGCCGACAUAGAAGGACAAUUCGCUUACGCAACAUUAUCGAAUGAAACAUAA